AUAAAUUAAAAUAAAUGGAAGGGACUGAAUUUUAAGGGGCAAUCUCGUCACCGAAAUAAAUAAAAAUAAUAAAAGACAACGUAGGCCUACAUUUUGUAUUAACUUGACAUGUGUAAUUGAUACUUGAGCAACUGGUCCACAUAGGGCUACCUGAAGCAAAUCCUGAAAACAUUCUAGUUUUUUUCCCCAUUUAUCCGGAAUGUCCCCAUGCUCAGCUAGUCACGCAGUACAACUUAGCCUUUUUAAGACGAAGUGCAUCAACAGCUGUUCAAACAGUACACUGUACAGUGUGCAUGUAGGCAUACUGCAUGCACAUAUGUAUACAUGCACACAUGCAUAUUGCAUACAGCGUGUAUGGAUGGAUAUGUUACCACUGUAUGUAUUUUUGCAUCAAUGUAUUAAUGCCUGUAAAUGUCUGGAAAAUAAUACUUUCGGUGUCCUAGCUCUCAACGCUGUCUUUAUUUUUUAAACUGAAGACAUUUCAAUGCACGUAGCUCACGGUUCAUGUGUAUGCAAGUUUAUGUUUAACCACGUUAUUAGGACCAUGCUGCCCUCAUUGUUGAAAAUGCUUGCUCUCUGUGAUAGACAGAACUGACACAUGGUGUGUUCCCAGUAGAUAUCAGAUAGAUAGAUUUUUCUAAGAUAUCAACAGUUUCGCUGGCAUUUGGUUUGGCGUUCUGAGAAUGAGGUUACGAGACUAGACUAUAACCACACCCACUUUCACUGAUAUUGUAAACACCUUGUUCUGCAGCACUUCUACCAAACAGAACGCACUUCACUCCGAUGGUGCAAGAUUUGCAUCACCUAACACAAACGAGGCGUUUGUAUGUUUAUUUUCACAUGAUUUACUAUCAGAGGAACAGGAUGGAUUAAUUACCCAGAAAAAAAAGUACUGGAAUUUUGCGUUGCGUAUGCUUGUGUGGUGAGCUAUAGGAAUUUAUGAGUCAUGUUGCAUAUUUUAUACCAUGGUAGAGCGCCUAUCUGACAACAAGUAAGGUCUAAAUCAUGACGUUAUUAGGACGUCUGCUCUACCUCACGUGGGUAGCCAGACAUCGUCCCCAAAAGGAGAUAAAUAAUACAACCCGGAGCGCUGCCCCGCUGACUCGUCAGUGGAACUGUUUCAGCUGCACACGCAGAUGAGCUGCCACGGCUGACCCCCUACUCCCCCCCCCCCUCACCCCUUCCCCUCCCCCCACUACAAUUGGUGCCAUGCAAGCAGAAGGGCAAGGGAAGUUGUGAGGAAAAGGGAAAUGUGCAGGGCUGGUGUUUGACAUCUGGUGGUUUUUUUUCUCACACUAUGAGAAGAACAAAACAGUCACUUGCACAUUGCGUCGAGAACUUCAUCAGGGAAGCCAUUGCGCUCAUGAGACUGACCCAGGGUUGCUGGACUAGACAACCAACUUGAAAACCAAUAGAAAAUGGCUCCAAACCAAUUUCAAGAACACACAUGUACUAUUCCCAAACCAAUUGUAAGAAAGCAGAGGCAGACAUGGUAGUAACUAUUCCUCUAUAGUGGCAUCCAGGGAAGACGAGAACCAGGGAAACCAUAAAAACAGAGAAAGCAAAGCAUCCCACAGAGUCAAGUAGCUGAAGCAUAAAAGAUGUAUAUCAAUUUCCGCCGAAUCAGCAAGUGCCGAUGCGUGCAUCUGUUGGUGGCCAGCCUGGUCCUGUACGUGAUGCUGGUGGGCUUGGAGCCAUUGGACCACCACGCCGUCAGCCACGUGCGCUCGUUCGGCUACCGCUACCUCGUCAACAAGUUUGACUUCAACGCCACCUUCCGCAUCGCCGCCUACCGGCGCCACGGCGGCCCCGAGACGGGUCAUGAUGGCGGCGGGACGACCGGCUUCCCUUACCUCAUCAACCACCCGGACAAAUGUGAUGGCGGCGGCGGCGGGGGUGGAGGGUGGGGCCGAGUGCUCCUGCUCCUGUUUGUCAAAUCGUCGCCCGAGAACUCUGCGCAGCGCCGGGCGAUCCGGGAUACGUGGGGCAACGAGACUUUCGUGCCGGGCCGGCGGGGCGAGCGUGUGCGCGUGCUGUUCGUCCUAGGCGCGCACCCUGACCCGGGCCAGCGGCUUCGGGUUCAGGAGGACCUGCUCCGUGAGGACCGGGCUCACGGGGACCUGAUCCAGCAGGACUUCGCCGACACCUUCCACAACCUCACGGCCAAGCUGGUGCUGCAGUUCCAGUGGGCCCGCCACCACUGCCCCGACGCGCGCUUCCUCAUGUCGGCCGACGACGACGUCUUUGUGCACGUGCCCAACCUGCUGAGGUACCUGCGGGGCCUGCUGGACUCGCCGAGCGGCGGGCGAGACUUGUGGGUGGGCCACGUUCACAGAGGGGCGCCCCCCAACCGCCGGAAGAGCAGCAAAUACUACGUCUCUCGGGAGCUGUACCCCUUGCCCUGCUACCCGGACUACACGGCUGGCGCGGGCUACGUGGUCUCCGGGGAUGUGGCCGCCAAGAUCUACGGGGCCACUUUGGUGCUCCGCUCCUCCAUGUACAUCGACGACGUGUUCAUGGGGAUGUGCGCCAGCGUGGCAGGGGUUUCCCCCCUGGACCACGCCUACUUUUCAGGUGAGGGGAAGGCACAGCGCCACCCGUGCAUUUUCGACCAAAUGAUCACGUCGCACGGCCACGAGACAGACAUGUACGCACUGUGGCGCGCCACGGCCGAGCGCGAGCUAGCCCGGUCGGCCCCGGGGCCGCUGGGGGAUACGUACUGCGUGGCGGUGAGGGCCGCGCUGCUCUGCCGGCCCCACUAUCGGGACACUUAUUCAUGCAUGGCAGCCUUUAUGUGAGUAGGUGGACCUCUGGGGCAGCUAUAACAUUAGCAUCCGAUCAUAAAAAUAUCAUGUGUCCAAAUAAGUCAGAAGGAAUUGCUGCACUUGAAAGUUGAACUACUACAAUUAUCAUCUAAUGUUUUUUUUUAUUCAUUCAUAGUUUUUUUUUUCCGGCUUUACAAUUAUUUGCUGUUAUGUUCUCCCCGUUGAAUUAAAGACCAAAAUGAGGACCUCCGAAA
Messenger RNA from Gadus morhua (Atlantic cod), 3019 nucleotides. It is a transcript of the gene b3gnt5a, whose product is annotated as UDP-GlcNAc:betaGal beta-1,3-N-acetylglucosaminyltransferase 5a. NCBI's taxonomy places the organism in Eukaryota, Metazoa, Chordata, Actinopteri, Gadiformes, Gadidae. The record is from RefSeq and is a predicted model, not a curated record. Gene Ontology annotation, biological process: protein O-linked glycosylation. The transcript has 2 exons. Gene Ontology annotation, cellular component: Golgi membrane. Bases 1602 to 2798 code for a protein of 398 amino acids. Gene Ontology annotation, molecular function: N-acetyllactosaminide beta-1,3-N-acetylglucosaminyltransferase activity.